AUGUCACUUUCCUUGUCUAAUCUCUCUUUGUCACAAGUUUCCGAUCAUCUUAACCUUGAGAGGUUUCGUAAUGACGUGCAAAGUCUACAGAAGUCACUUUCGAAGCUCCGUCCGCCACAGGAAUUUUUUGAUUUCAGAAGGAUUUCUAAGCCAGCAAAUUUCGGGGAGGCGCAAAGCAGGGCAUCUUAUAAUUUGAAGUAUUUUUCAGCUAACUAUGUUGCCAUCGUCAUAAUUUUAAGUAUUUAUGCUUUGAUCAGUAAUGCUUUGUUACUUUUCGUAAUUUUUCUUGUGGCAGGCGGAAUUUAUGGAAUUAAUAGAUUAGGAGGCGAAGAUUUGGUCUUACCGAUUGGUAGGUUCAACACUUCACAAUUAUACACAGGGUUAUUAAUUAUUGCUAUUCCAUUAACGCUUUUUGCAAAUCCACUUUCUACUCUGAUGUGGUUGGUUGGCUCAAGCGGUGUUUCUGUUUUGUCUCAUGCGUCAUUGAUGGAAAAACCUAUUGAAACAGUAUUUGAAGAAGAAGUUUGA
Priceomyces carsonii is the source of this 528-nucleotide messenger RNA. RefSeq lists its product as uncharacterized. The transcript is spliced from 2 exons. The record is from RefSeq and is a predicted model, not a curated record. The coding region runs from base 1 to 528 and encodes 175 amino acids. Lineage: Eukaryota; Fungi; Ascomycota; Pichiomycetes; Serinales; Debaryomycetaceae. Gene Ontology annotation, cellular component: Golgi apparatus.